This is a messenger RNA of Westerdykella ornata, 527 nucleotides long. RefSeq lists its product as uncharacterized. Bases 174 to 443 code for a protein of 89 amino acids. The record is from RefSeq and is a predicted model, not a curated record. The transcript has a single exon. Lineage: Eukaryota; Fungi; Ascomycota; Dothideomycetes; Pleosporales; Sporormiaceae.
CUAGAUUCUAUACAAAAUACGGUCUUUCAUCUAUAUCUGCAUGAUGAGCUGUCAUGCCAAGAACCAGCUGAGAUCCCCCUGCCAGUGGCCGCAGCCACAUGGGCCACCGGCCCUUACUUAUUUGGAAAACCUCCGUAGAGAUUGCAGUGUUCAUGUAAGGAGCCAUUUGUUGUAUGACCAUGCAACAGCUCCGUGCGACAGCUGUAUCACCAAGGCAUGCAGAGCCCCUCCACCUUCGUAUGCGCUUGCAACGGCAACGUUUCGCCAGUAACGCUCGGUUGAGCCCACUUGCCGAAGCGCAGGCUUCGAUUUCCAGGGACCGUCGUACUCUAUCUCAUCUACAUUUUCCCCAUCACAUUAUCCUUUCCUCCUCCAAAGAGCCGAGGCCAGAGCUCGCUGUUGCUUGGCCUAAGAAUCGGCGCUGGUGGACUCGAGAAGCAUAAGGACGUGGUGGGCUCGAUCGGGUCGUCUCAUCGGUCAGAGGAGGGAGCAAUAGCGGGCGUCGGAGCUUAGGGGCGUGGUAAUGC